Messenger RNA from Myotis brandtii (Brandt's bat), 2783 nucleotides. RefSeq lists its product as uncharacterized. Bases 33 to 2408 code for a protein of 791 amino acids. The record is from RefSeq and is a predicted model, not a curated record. The transcript is spliced from 4 exons. Lineage: Eukaryota; Metazoa; Chordata; Mammalia; Chiroptera; Vespertilionidae.
AAGAUCAAGACAGUCCUCUUGUGGUAGACAAUAUGGGUCUGGAGCAAGUCAGUCUUCUAAUUGUGGUCAACACGGGUCUGGCUCAGGUCAGUCCUCAGGUUUUGGACAACAUGGGUCCAGUUCAGGUCAGACUUCUGGUUAUGGCCAACAUGGAUCUGGCUCAGGUCAGUCCUCUUAUGGCCAACAUGGAUCUGGCUCAGGUCAGUCCUCUGGUUAUGGCCAACAUGGAUCUGGCUCAGGUCAGUCUUCUGGCUAUGGCCAAUAUGGGUCAGGUUCAACUCAGUCUUCUGGCUUUGACCAUCAACAAUCAGGUUCAGGACACUCCUCUAGCUCUGGAAAACGUAGAUCUGGUUCAGGUCAAUCUUCUGGCUUUGACCAGCAUGGGUCUAAAACAGGCCAAUCCAGCUCAGAAUAUCAUAGUGGAAGAAGGAGAUCUAGUCACAGUGAGUCCAGUGGCAGUAAAUGGCAUUCUGGAGGCUCACAGGGACACUCAGGGUCCAGUCAUGGCCAGGCUCACAGACAGUCAGGAGACACCUACAAACAUGGGCAGGCAGGUUAUGGGCAUUCCUCACAGUCAGGAUCUGGCAGAAGUGGAAGAAGGAGAUCUAGUCACAGUGAGACCAGUGGCAGUAAAUGGCAUUCUGGAGGCUCACAGGGACACUCAGGGUCCAGUCAUGGCCAGGCUCACAGACAGUCAGGAGACACCUACAAACAUGGGCAGGCAGGUUAUGGGCAUUCCUCACAGUCAGGAUCUGGCAGAAGUGGAAGAAGGAGAUCUAGUCACAGUGAGACCAGUGGCAGUAAAUGGCAUUCUGGAGGCUCACAGGGACACUCAGGGUCCAGUCAUGGCCAGGCUCACAGACAGUCAGGAGACACCUACAAACAUGGGCAGGCAGGUUAUGGGCAUUCCUCACAGUCAGGAUCUGGCAGAAGUGGAAGAAGGAGAUCUAGUCACAGUGAGACCAGUGGCAGUAAAUGGCAUUCUGGAGGCUCACAGGGACACUCAGGGUCCAGUCAUGGCCAGGCUCACAGACAGUCAGGAGACACCUACAAACAUGGGCAGGCAGGUUAUGGGCAUUCCUCACAGUCAGGAUCUGGCAGAAGUGGAAGAAGGAGAUCUAGUCACAGUGAGACCAGUGGCAGUAAAUGGCAUUCUGGAGGCUCACAGGGACACUCAGGGUCCAGUCAUGGCCAGGCUCACAGACAGUCAGGAGACACCUACAAACAUGGGCAGGCAGGUUAUGGGCAUUCCUCACAGUCAGGAUCUGGCAGAAGUGGAAGAAGGAGAUCUAGUCACAGUGAGACCAGUGGCAGUAAAUGGCAUUCUGGAGGCUCACAGGGACACUCAGGGUCCAGUCAUGGCCAGGCUCACAGACAGUCAGGAGACACCUACAAACAUGGGCAGGCAGGUUAUGGGCAUUCCUCACAGUCAGGAUCUGGCAGAAGUGGAAGAAGGAGAUCUAGUCACAGUGAGACCAGUGGCAGUAAAUGGCAUUCUGGAGGCUCACAGGGACACUCAGGGUCCAGUCAUGGCCAGGCUCACAGACAGUCAGGAGACACCUACAAACAUGGGCAGGCAGGUUAUGGGCAUUCCUCACAGUCAGGAUCUGGCAGAAGUGGAAGAAGGAGAUCUAGUCACAGUGAGACCAGUGGCAGUAAAUGGCAUUCUGGAGGCUCACAGGGACACUCAGGGUCCAGUCAUGGCCAGGCUCACAGACAGUCAGGAGACACCUACAAACAUGGGCAGGCAGGUUAUGGGCAUUCCUCACAGUCAGGAUCUGGCAGAAGUGGAAGAAGGAGAUCUAGUCACAGUGAGACCAGUGGCAGUAAAUGGCAUUCUGGAGGCUCACAGGGACACUCAGGGUCCAGUCAUGGCCAGGCUCACAGACAGUCAGGAGACACCUACAAACAUGGGCAGGCAGGUUAUGGGCAUUCCUCACAGUCAGGAUCUGGCAGAAGUGGAAGAAGGAGAUCUAGUCACAGUGAGACCAGUGGCAGUAAAUGGCAUUCUGGAGGCUCACAGGGACACUCAGGGUCCAGUCAUGGCCAGGCUCACAGACAGUCAGGAGACACCUACAAACAUGGGCAGGCAGGUUAUGGGCAUUCCUCACAGUCAGGAUCUGGCAGAAGUGGAAGAAGGAGAUCUAGUCACAGUGAGACCAGUGGCAGUAAAUGGCAUUCUGGAGGCUCACAGGGACACUCAGGGUCCAGUCAUGGCCAGGCUCACAAACAGUCAGGAGACACCUACAAACAUGGGCAGGCAGCAGGAAGACAAAAUCGUCGAUCAAGUCAAAGAUGGAGACACGGUAGCUAUGGAUGUGGAGGAUAUGACUAUGGGCAAUCUGGGUAUGGACCUUCAGGGGGUAGUCGAACAAGCAGUCACAAUUCUAGCCCUGUUAGGCCAAUGAACAGAACUGAAAACAAGCAAGUGUCAGUUCACAGCCAUUCAGAAUCUAGUUCAACUUUUAGGCAGGGAUCCCAUAAUAAUAGUAAAGUGCGUUCAGAAGAUUGGGGGAAACAGAUUAAUAAACAAUCAGGAUCUAGGCACAGACAGUCAGACUUCAAUACAAUUGAUGUACAUGGACCCAGUCAACAGCAUUUUGGAGAUACAUCUUCUCAAGAUCAGGUAGAAUCCAGCAUAAGUUUAGCAAGACAGGGAUCAAGUCAUGGACAAUCCAGAGAUGUCCAGGAUCAAUCUGGAUUCAAUACCAAUGAAAGGCAAGUAUAUAGCCAUGGCCAUUCAAGUGAUAGCUAUGGACAGGCAAGUGACAGCAGAAGCAGAA